Syngnathoides biaculeatus (alligator pipefish) is the source of this 5912-nucleotide messenger RNA. It is a transcript of the gene prex2, whose product is annotated as phosphatidylinositol-3,4,5-trisphosphate-dependent Rac exchange factor 2. Gene Ontology annotation, biological process: intracellular signal transduction. NCBI's taxonomy places the organism in Eukaryota, Metazoa, Chordata, Actinopteri, Syngnathiformes, Syngnathidae. The record is from RefSeq and is a predicted model, not a curated record. The transcript has 47 exons. Gene Ontology annotation, molecular function: protein binding; guanyl-nucleotide exchange factor activity. Bases 603 to 5483 code for a protein of 1626 amino acids.
CUGGCGGAAAUGGGCGUGCCCGGGAUGCCGUUGGCGUGAUGCGCGUGCUCGCCGUCGCUCCCCAGCGUGCCCUCGUCCUGCGGGACCACUCCGGAUCGCUCCCCCGGCUCGCUCGGCGGCUCCUUGGCAUCUGUGCAGAGUUGAUCUGAGAUGACACGCUGUGGCGACCCCUAACGGGACAAGCUGAAAGGAAAAUGUAGGUUCCUGUUGGCGUCCACUCCUCUGCAGUGGAACUUUGGAUUUUUGGAUCGCGUCUUCCUCCAGAACCGAUCCUGCACAGAUGUUUAUUCCCGCAAGCGCGGGUUGGCGCAAGUGGCUACCGUGGUCCAGCUGAAGUGGUACCCGUCCACGUUGAAGACGGGCAUGAUGUAGAAAUUGAGCUGGUUGAGCAGUCGUCUCGUCGCCGGGUCGUACCGGAAGCAGGAUGCCCUAAAGGGAGGCGUCACUUCAAGCAACAAAAGGAACGACGCUCACCGCCCACUUUAUUAGUAUGACAGAGGAGAGCAGGAGCGAGCACAGAUUCGAAAGCGGGAAGGAUCUGGACAAGCAGCUCCGUCUGCGGGUGUGCGUCCUCAACGAGCUCUUGAAAACCGAGCGGGAUUAUGUGGGCACGCUGGAGUUCCUGUCGUCACUGUAACAGUUUUCCUCCGAAGUCUCUGCAAUCAUCUGGACUUGUUUUUCUGGCCGGCGAUUUUAAGCGUGUUCCUGCACCGACUGGACCAGUACGCCGCCACCAAAAUGGACAAAAACAUCACAGAAGAAACGGUGAAGGUGUUGUUCUGCAACGUCGCGGCCAUCCUGGCGGUGCACAGAGACUUCCUCUCCAUGGUGGAGGAGCUGCUGCAGCCCGACCCGCACGCCCACCACCAAGUCGGACGCUGCUUCUUGCACUUUCCCUGUUAUGUUUUUGUGUGUGUGUGUGUGUGUGUGUUUUGUGUUCCGCUCGACAGCGACGGCGCUUCCAGAUUUACGACGAGUACUGCGGGAACCACGAGAAGGCUCAGCGGUUGCUGCUGGAGCUCAACAAGAUCCGCAGCGUCCGCACGUGUUUGCUGAACUGCAUGUUGCUGGGAGGCCGUAAAAACACCGAAGUCCCGCUGGAGGGGUACCUGCUGGCCCCCAUUCAGAGGAUCUGCAAGUACCCGCUGUUGCUCCGAGAGCUGCUGAAGAGGACGCCCAAGAAGCACUCAGACUACGCGCUGGUGCAGGAGGCGCUGCAGGUGAUGAAGGCCGUGUGCUCCGGCAUCAACGAGGCCAAGCGGCAGAUGGAGAAGCUGGAGGUGCUGGAGGAGUGGCAGUCGCACAUCGAGGGCUGGGAGGGUUCCAACAUCACCGACACGUGCACGGAGAUGCUCAUGCACGGCGUCCUGCUGAAGAUCUCCGCCGGGAACGUGCAGGAGAGGAUCUUCUUCCUGUUUGACAAGCUCCUGGUCUACUGCAAGAAGAAAAACAGACGUUUGAAAAACAGCAAAGCGACGGCGGAGGCCCCUCGCUACCUGUUCAGGGGCAGAAUCAACACCGAAGUGAUGGAAGUGGAAAACGUGGACGACGGCACGGCCGACUACCACAGCUCGGGCAACAUCGUCAACAACGGCUGGAAGAUCCACAACACGGCCAAGAACAAGUGGUUCGUGUGCAUGGCCAAGACGGCGGAGGAGAAGCACGAGUGGCUGGAGGCCAUCAUGAAGGAGCGCGAACGCCGCAAGAGUUUGACGCUGGGCAUGGAGCAGGACACGUGGCUGAUGGUUUCCGAGAAGGGCGAGAAGCUCUACCAGCUCAUGAGCAGGGGUCACCUCAUCAAGGACCGCAAACGCAAGCUCAGCACGUUCCCAAAGUGCUUCCUGGGAAGUGAGUUUGUGUCCUGGCUGAUGGAAAUUGGCGAGACGGGCAACCCGGAGGAGGGCGUCCACCUCGGUCAGGCCCUGCUGGAAAAUGGCAUCAUCCACCACGUCACGGACAAGCACCAGUUCAAACCCGAGCCCGUCUUGUACCGCUUCCGAUACGACGACGGCACCUACCACCCGCGGAGCGACAUGCACGACGUCAUCGCCAAGGGCGUCCGCCUCUUCUGCCGGCUCCACAGCCUCUUCACUCCUGUCGUCAGGGACAAGGAUUACCAUUUGAGGACGUACAAAUCGGUGGUGAUGGCCAACAAGCUUAUAGACUGGCUCAUAGCGCAGGGCGACUGCAGAACAAGAGAGGAGGCGCUGAUUUUGGGAGUGGAGCUGUGUGACAACGGAUUCAUGCACCACGUGCUGGAGAAGAGCGAAUUCAAGGACGAGCCGUUGCUGUUCCGCUUCUUCGCCGACGAGGAGAUGGAGGGCUCCGACACCAAACACAAGCCGCUAAAGCAUGACCUGAAAAUCGUGGAGAACGUCAUCUCCAAGUGUCUCCUGAUAAGGCCUAGCGACGGAGGCUACGGAUUCACCCUGGAGGAGAGGAACAAGCUACCCAUCAUCAAGUCAGUGGAGAAGGGCUCCCCUGCGGAGAUGGCCGGCCUGGAGGUGGGGAAGAAGCUGUUCGCCAUCAACGGGGACCUGGUUUUCCUCAGGCCUUUCUCGGAGGUGGAGGUUCUCCUCGGCCAGUGUUUCGACAGCAAGGGGCCGCUCCGGGUCCUGGUCAGCACCAAGCCAAGAGAGACCGUGAAGAUUCCCGACUCGGUGGACGGUUUGGGCUUCCAGAUCCGUGGCUUCGGCCCCUCCGUGGUGCACGCCGUUGGAAGAGGGACGGUGGCGGCCGUGGCCGGGCUUCACCCGGGCCAGUGCAUCAUCAAGGUGAACGGCAUCAACGUGAGCAAGGAGAGCCACGCCAGCGUCAUCGCUCACGUCACGGCGUGCCGGAAGUACCGGCGACCCUCGCAGCAAGAUACAAUCAAGUGGGUGUACAACAACAGCGAAAGCGCCCGCGAGGACGACCAGAACCAGAGGAGCGACCGCAAGGCCACCCCGGAGGAGAACGGCGACGGCUUCCAGUGCAAAGUCGAAGAGGCGAUGGACAAGUUCAACACCAUCGCCAUCAUCGACGGGAAGAAGGACCACGUCAGCCUGACGGUGGACAACGUGCACCUGGAGUACGGCGUGGUGUACGACUACGACAGCACGGCCGGCAUCAAGUGCCACGUCCUGGAGAAGAUGCUCGAGCCCAAAGGCUUCUUCACCCUCGCCUCCAAGAUCCUGGAGGCGCUGGCGCGUAACGACGACGCGCUGGCGCGGACGUGCGGCCGGCUGACGGCCGGCUGCGACGCCGUGCCGGAGGAGCCGCGGGCGCGCUUCGCCGCCGCGUGCGCCGAGAAGCUCGAGCACAUCGACCGGCGCGUCACCAACUACAGGAAGUUCGCCCGGGUGCUGAAGAACCGGGCCUGGCCCACGUUCAAGCAGGCCAGGGGCAAGGUGUCCCCCCUGCACAGCAGCGACUUUUGCCCCACCAACUGUCACGUCAACACCAUGGAGGUGUCCUACCCGAAGACCACCGCGUCCUUGGGCAGCUCCUUCGGGGUGCAGCUGGACAACCGAAAGAACGCGCCGGAGAAAGGCGGACCGGGCGCCGCCGAGCCGGGUAAGCCGAGCCCCAUGGUCCACAUCCAGCACACCAUCACCUCCAUGGCGGCCCCCUCCGGACACAGCCUGGGCCGCACCGAGGGCCACGGCCUGCGCUUCCUGCUGCGGGAGGAAGACCUGCUCGCCCUGGACGCGUACCACAAGCUCCUGGACAAGCUGGACGCCGUCGUCAAGGAGAUGCAGACGCACGGCGGGCACAUUCACGACCUGUUAUCAUCCAUCACGUACCCGCCGGCGCCCGAGGCCAAGAGCCCAGACGGGUUCGUGUCCGCCGAGGGCGACGGCGACAAGGGCGAGCGCAACGGGAAGAAAGUGUGUUUCAACGUGGCCGGGGACGAGCAGGAAGACUCGGGCCACGACACCAUCAGCAACAGGGACUCGUACAGCGACUGUAACAGUAACAGGAACUCCAUCGCCUCCUUCACCAGCAUCUGCAGCAGCCAUUGCAGCUCAUACGUCCACAGUGACGAGAUGGACUCAGGGGACGAGAUGGCGUCCAGCGUGUGGCUGUCCCACGAACAGGAAAAGAAGCUUCACAGCUUCCUGGAGCACCUUUUCAGCCAGGUGGAGUCCAUCAGCAGCACGCUGCGGGGGGCAGUGGUGGCGCGGGCCUUCGAGCAGACCAAGUGCUUCGCGCCCGGGAGAGGCUUCCAAGAAUUUCAGCAAGACCUGGAGCCCAAGAUGAACUACGCCAAGAGGUUGCGGCUCCACGUCAAGCAGGACCCGUGGAACCUCCCCGGGAGCGUCCAGGCCCUGGCGCAGACCGUCGCAAAAUCUGUCGAAGAAGUGAAGACGAGGCUACUCCUAGUCCUGCUCCAGUAUACAGACUCGGAGAUCCAGCUGCGUCGGGACAUGGUCUUCUGCCAGUCGCUGGUGGCGGCCGCGUGCGCCUUCUCCGAGCACCUGCUGGCCGUCCUCAAUCAGGUCGGUCGCGCUCCGGUGGAACGGUCCGAGUUCCACUGUGCGAGCAAGGAGGCGGAGCCCGAGCCGGACCUGCUGGAGGCCCAGGAAGCCAGCAGGCGAUGGCUGGAGCAGAUUGCCAGCGCGGGGCUCCUCUUCCACUUCCAGUCGCUUCUCUCGCCCAACCUGACGGACGAGCAGGCCAUGCUGGAGGACACGCAGGUGGCGCUGGUGGACCUGGAGAAAGUCACGUUCUACUUCCAGCACUUUGAAGGGGAACCCCGAGUGGCCAACAUGCCCGUGUGGUACCACGUGGAGGGCACCAGGCAGCACCUGAAGGUUUUCCUCCAGCUGGAGACUUUUUACUUCUCUCAGCUGCCGGCCCGGCUGCGAGGGGGCGGCGGCGUCAAAAUCUACACUGCGCUCUUCACGCAAGCGCUGGAGAGCAUGGAGGGGUACUACUACCGGGAUAACGUGUCUGUGGAGGAGUACCAGGCCCACGUCAACACCGCCUCGCUGGACAAAGUUAAGCAGUACUGCAAAAGGCUGAGGGCUUUCUACAUGGAUCAGUCCAACAUGCCGCCCAGCUCUGCACCCAAAGCUGCCCUCAUAGAUAAGCUGAUGCGUCCCCUGAACGCGGCGGACGAGCUCUACCGGCUCCUGGAGAGCUUCAUCCGCUGCCGCCGCACAGCCGCCUGCCAGUACACCGCCUGCGGGGCGUCCGGCGUGGGCCUGCUGACGGUGGCCUCGGAGCUGUGCUCGCGCCUGGGCGCCGCCCACGUGGUCAUGUGCAACAGCGGCGUUCACCGGUGCACGCUAAGCGUGACGCUGGAGCAGGCCAUCCUGCUGGCCCGCAACCACGGGCUCCCCCCUCGCUGCAUCAUGCAGGCCACGGACGUCAUGAGGAAACAGGGCGCCAGAGUUCAGAACUCUGCCAAGAAUCUGGGGGUCCGCGAUCGGACGCCGUCUUCGGUGCCAAGGUUGUACAAGCUGUGCCAGCCUCCGCCGCCUGAUGGUGACCCAUAAUGCAUUGCAAACGCGGUAUACGAAGACAUGCCCAUGUACCCAAUACUUAUUUUUACGCUGUCCGGAGGGUCGUGUAAAUAGAAUUUUUUUCAAAAACCAUAACAGUAUUUUUUGGGGUUGUUUUUAAACCAUGUCCUCCAAUUAUGAGCUACUCUUUAUGUUUAUUGUAAAUAUAUAUUUUUUUAAAUAUUAUUUCCAAUAGGGUAUGAGCAUUAAGGUGUUUUUUUUUUUUUAUGUAUUACUCAGGUUCCACGCAUAUAGAUUGCAUAUUACCGACAAAUGAUAGCACACAACUAUGCAAACUAAAAACAAAAAAUGGCACAAUUUUUUUUUUUACCCACUAUAUUAUACAUACACUGAAAUCAUGUAUACAAUUAAAAAAUGUAUUAAAUUUCAUAUUGGAGACUGAAUAUUGUUGGUUUUUGUUGC